UCAGCCCCCUGGGAAAGUACAUAUCUGUGAGGCGCUCCCUGCCCGCCGCUUGCACUCGGCCGGCGCCCCGUCCCGCACGGAUCAACCCCACCGCCCGGCAGCUCCGCUCCGCUCCCCCGGGGGCCUGCGUCCGGAUUCGGGGCUGGUCCGCAACUUUUCGAGUUUUUCUUUCGGAAGCAGUUCGCGCGGGGACGCGCCCUAGCCCACCGCCACCAUGGAUGCCAUCAAGAAGAAGAUGCAGAUGCUGAAGCUGGACAAGGAGAACGCCUUGGACAGAGCCGAGCAAGCCGAAGCGGACAAGAAGGCAGCGGAGGAGAGAAGCAAGCAGCUGGAGGACGAGCUGGUGGCUCUACAAAAGAAGCUGAAGGCCACUGAGGAUGAGCUGGACAAAUACUCCGAGUCCCUUAAAGAUGCACAGGAAAAGUUGGAACUGGCUGACAAAAAGGCCACAGAUGCUGAGAGUGAAGUAGCUUCUCUGAACAGACGCAUCCAGCUGGUUGAGGAAGAGUUGGACCGGGCUCAGGAGCGCUUGGCUACUGCCCUGCAGAAGCUGGAGGAGGCUGAGAAGGCUGCAGAUGAGAGCGAAAGAGGAAUGAAGGUCAUUGAAAAUAGAGCCCAGAAGGAUGAAGAGAAGAUGGAAAUCCAGGAGAUCCAGCUUAAAGAGGCUAAGCACAUUGCUGAAGAGGCUGACCGCAAGUAUGAAGAGGUGGCUCGUAAGCUGGUGAUCAUUGAGAGUGACCUGGAGCGCGCUGAGGAGCGUGCUGAGCUAUCAGAAAGCAAAUGUGCUGAGCUUGAAGAGGAGUUGAAAACUGUGACCAACAACCUGAAGUCGCUGGAGGCUCAGGCUGAGAAGUACUCACAGAAAGAAGACAAGUAUGAAGAGGAGAUUAAAGUUCUGACUGACAAACUGAAGGAGGCUGAGACCCGUGCUGAGUUUGCUGAGAGGUCAGUAACCAAGCUGGAGAAGAGCAUUGAUGACCUAGAAGAGAAAGUGGCGCAUGCCAAAGAAGAAAACCUUAGUAUGCAUCAGAUGCUGGAUCAAACUUUACUGGAGUUAAACAACAUGUGAAAACCUUCUUAGCGUCAACCACACUAUUUGUUUUAUUAUUUUUUACACCUGCUUGCCGUGAAGCCCCAAAAACAUGUCUUUAUUUUAGUUUCACCACAGUCACAAGAACAUCUGCUAAAUUACCAAGCAGGGGUCAGGGAAACACCAAAAUGGGCAAGCCAUAUGCGGGUUAAGCGACAUUACAUUAUGGUUUAAACGUGCCAUUUCCCAACAAAAAUGUUACCUACACUUUGUGGAGAGUUCAGGAAUUCAGUGUGCUUAAUCUUUGAAGAAUCCUGGCUGUGGCAGAAAGCGUCCCACCUCAAGUGCCAACUACAGUUUUUACACGAGAAGAAUGAUUCGUGUUCGAGAGAGAUCAGGUGGAAAUGGUGCUAUUUUGAACAAAAGGUUCUACUUGAAGUCUUUUGUUUGAUAUCAGACAAGUCAGGAGUAGUUCAGCACAGUAAUUUAUUUUUAUCAGAACUUGACUGAUCUGUGAGAAUUUGGACUUUCUGUGCCUUCUAAUUCAGUAAAAUGAAGAUAUAUAAGCAAUGGAGACGAGUGAAGGCUUCUGAAGGUUUUAAAUUGUAUUCUUGCAACUCAAUACAGAAGUGUAGGUCAGCAUUUCACCUUGAGUUUUCAUUCGAUUGUAUUUUUCAUGUUGAAAUGAAAGAUUCAAUAAAUUCAGGACGAAACAUUAAUUUGGAAGAGAUUGUGUUAAAAUGUAUUUUAUUUGUGGGGACUUGGGGUAGGGGGAGGAAUUUUUAAACUGAUAUUUGCCUCACUUUUUUCACACUUUCUUUGAGCAGUCUUAAAAGUAUACCUGUAUGUAAACAUUGUAUAAUUAUAUGAAAUAAAAUGCACAUUUUAGGACAUUUUUUUAA
This is a messenger RNA of Hirundo rustica (Barn swallow), 1932 nucleotides long. RefSeq names its product tropomyosin 1 (gene TPM1). The record is from RefSeq and is a predicted model, not a curated record. The transcript has 9 exons. Bases 215 to 1069 code for a protein of 284 amino acids. Gene Ontology annotation, molecular function: actin filament binding. Lineage: Eukaryota; Metazoa; Chordata; Aves; Passeriformes; Hirundinidae. Gene Ontology annotation, cellular component: actin filament. Gene Ontology annotation, biological process: cardiac muscle contraction; actin filament organization.